AUGGUCGUCAUCAACUCCCCCCAGCCAUCCGAAGCUCAACGCCUCGGUGAGAUUUACGUCUCAUCAAUGGCCGACAACCCCGUUGUUGUUGUCCAAUUUCCCACACCCGAACGCCGACAAGAAUUGCAAGCCUACUUUACAAUCUCUAUCGAACAUUCUAUACAAAAAAGGCCCGACACGACAUUGGUUGCCAGGCACGACGAUGGACGGAUUCUGAGCUUCAUCAAUUGGGAUGUGAUUGACCCUCACACCGCCCAUCAAGAGGCUGAAGAAUCGACCAUUCAACCAAAAACUGAUCCUUCAGCCGGCGAGAGCAUUUCUUUUGACAGCGAGGCUCUUAGCUGGCAAUCGAAUUAUCUUGCUAUCGCGGAAGAUGCACGGGCCAAAACCAUGGGUCAACGACCGUACAUCCAUCUGGUCUACGUUUCCACGGAUCCCAAUCACCAAGGCCAUGGCGCUGCUAGUAGACUUCUGAGUCGUCUAAUGGAGGUGGCCGUAUCCAAGAGGCUACCCAUUUGGCUUGAGAGCACAACGAAUGCAGUGUCAUUUUAUGAGAAGAAAGGUUGGAAAAGGGUAUGCAAGAUUUGUACACCGGCGCCUGGGAAUCCCCAGGAAUUCGAUGGAGGUGUGUAUGAAGAACAAGGUAUGCUAUGGGAGGCUCCUUCGGCUUGA
Messenger RNA from Fusarium keratoplasticum, 672 nucleotides. Its product is annotated as N-acetyltransferase domain-containing protein. The transcript has 2 exons. Bases 1 to 672 code for a protein of 223 amino acids. NCBI's taxonomy places the organism in Eukaryota, Fungi, Ascomycota, Sordariomycetes, Hypocreales, Nectriaceae. The record is from RefSeq and is a predicted model, not a curated record. Gene Ontology annotation, molecular function: acyltransferase activity, transferring groups other than amino-acyl groups.